This is a messenger RNA of Trichoderma reesei QM6a, 188 nucleotides long. RefSeq lists its product as uncharacterized. The transcript has 10 exons. The annotation marks the transcript as partial. NCBI's taxonomy places the organism in Eukaryota, Fungi, Ascomycota, Sordariomycetes, Hypocreales, Hypocreaceae. The record is from RefSeq and is a predicted model, not a curated record.
UAAAAAGGUUAAAAGAUAAAGAAAGGAGGGGUAAAAGAGGAGUAAAAGAUAAAAGAAGGAGGGGUAAAAGAGAAGUAAGAGAUAAAAGAAGGAGGGGUAAAAGAGAAGUAAGAGAUAAAAAAAGGAAGGGUAAAAGAGAAGUAAGAGAUAAAGGAAGGAGGGGUAAAAGAAAAAUAUUACUUAAAUAA